Stegodyphus dumicola is the source of this 3799-nucleotide messenger RNA. It is a transcript of the gene Upf2, whose product is annotated as UPF2 regulator of nonsense mediated mRNA decay. Gene Ontology annotation, biological process: nuclear-transcribed mRNA catabolic process, nonsense-mediated decay. NCBI's taxonomy places the organism in Eukaryota, Metazoa, Arthropoda, Arachnida, Araneae, Eresidae. Gene Ontology annotation, molecular function: protein binding; RNA binding. Gene Ontology annotation, cellular component: cytoplasm; exon-exon junction complex. The record is from RefSeq and is a predicted model, not a curated record.
UCGCCAGCGAUAAACGAUGAAAAAGAUUAGGUAUCUGUUAAUAUAUUUUACAGGAUUUCUUAUUUAUAUUUUUUACUAAAAAAAUUGUAAUGUAAUUGUUAGGCUUCAUAAAUAAUGGAAAAGUGUCUUCAGAUAUUUUAGAAGCUUGUGUUUAUUUUGGAUACGAAGUUUGGCAGUUCUGUGUAAUCAAUUGGUUUUGGUAAAUAUGUCAGAGAGAAAGAGUGAAUUGCGAGGUAAAAGCUGGAAACGUGAAAGAGAAGAACGUGGUCGUCGACAGUUGGCACAACGAGAUCGUUAUGUAAGUAGCACAAAUAAUGAAACUGAUGAAUUUCGAGAAGGAAAUCCAGAAGAGCGUACCACUGAAGUUGCUGACGAACUCUUGAAUAAUUCUGAAUCAUUAGUGGAUCCAAAUGUGAAAAAUUUUACCAAAGAUACAAAAACUGUUUCAAAAGAAGCACAGGGUUCUGAAGAAGAAAAUUUUAAAAAUGAACAGUGUACAGCAGAUGAUAAAAUUUCAUCUGUUAAUACUGAAGCAGAAAAUGCUAUUAGUGCUGAAGAUGAAAAGAAAGAAUUGAUGCUUUUUAUUAAUGAAGUUUCUGAAAAACUGAAACUGAAAGCUGAGCUAAGAAGCAUAAAUGCAAAUGCUGAUGCUAACAGACCAGAGGAAUCGUUCUUCAGCAAAUUAGAUUCUAGUCUUAAAAAAAAUACUGCUUUUAUAAAACGACUGAGAAAUAUGACAGAUGCACAGAAAGACUCCUUAAUUAAGGAUAUGAAUAUGUUGAAUUUGACAAAAUAUAUAAGUGAAGCUGCUGCAGCCAUAGUUGAUGCCAAAUUAAAAAUGUCCGACGUAAAUACAGCUGUACAAAUAUGCUCUAUUCUUCAUCAGCGAUACUCAGAAUUUUCUGCUCAGCUUCUUGAACACUGGCAGAAAGUCCUUCCAAUGAAAAAAGAUGAAAAGAUUUCAAAUCCCAGUAAAAUUCGAGUCGAUCUUAGGUUUUAUGCAGAGCUUGUGUCAUCUGGGGUAUUCAGUUUGAGAGAAGGCUUGCCAUUACUUGGAAAUCUAUUAACUGUUUUAACUGCUUCUGACAAAGAAGAACAUGGCAACGUUAACAUACUUCUCAGUUUCUGCCGGCAUUGUGGUGAAGAUUAUGCUGGAUUAGCUCCAAGGAAAUACCGUAUAUUGAGUGAAAAAUUUGGUGUAGAAAUUCCUAAAAGUGAUUUCUUGCCUGCAGACAGGCAAAAAGGGUUGCGUAAUUUACUAAAAGAAUAUUAUAAAUCAUUAUGUAAACAUCUUAUUAGAGAUUACAAAGUACUUCAGAAUAUGGAAAAACAGAACCACAGAAUUCUUCAGACAAAAGGUGAAUUGAGUGUUGAAAGGAAAGAAAAAUUUGAAGCAACCCAAACUGCUUUCCAGAAACUGUUAUCUAACACUCAACAAUUUGCAGAUAUUGUUGAUGAAGAUGUGCCAGAUUUACCUAAAGAUGAGAGCUUUCCACAAGACAAUGAAAGCACAACAUUAGAUGUACAUAAUCGUUUCAAAGAUGGAGAUGCUGAUGGUUCUUUAUCAAUUUGGGAAGAUGAUGACACAAGAUGCUUUUAUGAAAACUUGCCUGAUUUGAAAGCAUUUAUUCCUGGUAUCCUCUUCAAAGAUAGUUCCCAAGUUCCUCUUCAAAAUCAAAAUGAUUCAGCAGAAGAGAAAUUAGAAGAAGAUUUGAGUAAAUUAGAAAUUGAAGAUGCUGAACUCUUGGAAGUUGAAGCUGAGGAGCUAAAAGAUAGUGGUAAAAUUGAUGAUAAAGAUUUAACAGAAACUCUUAUGCAAGAAAUUGAAGACACAGAAGAAGAGAGUGCUGUUAGUAAUACAGCAAAUAAACUUCUUUUGGAUGGAUUUUUGACAUCAUUAUUAAAUUGUGUUAAUAGAGAAAUCAUAGAUCAAGCAGCUGUUGAUUUCUGCAUGAAUUUAAAUACGAGGCCAAAUCGCAAGAAACUUGUUCGAUCAUUGUUUUUAGUUCCUAGAACAAGACUAGACCUCCUGCCAUUUUAUGCACGAUUUGUAGCUACUUUAAAUCCUUGUAUGCCAGAUAUUGCUGCUGAUUUAGUUGCCAUGUUAAAACAAGAUUUUAAGUUUCAUAUUAAGAAGAAAGAUCAAAUAAAUAUUGAAUCAAAAGUCAAGACUGUGCGAUUUAUUGGAGAAUUGGUCAAAUUUAAAGUUUUUCCCAAAUCAGAAGCUCUUUUUUGCUUAAAACUUCUAUUAUCUGAUUUUAUUCAUCAUCAUAUAGAAAUGGCUUGCAAUCUGCUUGAAACAUGUGGCAGAUUUCUAUUUCGAGCUCCUGAUUCUCAUCAACGCACAAAAGUACUUCUGGAACAAAUGAUGAGGAAGAAGUCUGUCAUGCCUUUAGACAGCAGGUAUACAACAAUGAUAGAAAAUGCUUUCUACUACUGUAAUCCUCCUGAGGUUGCACCUAUUGUUAAGGUUGAACGUCCACCAAUGCAUGAGUACAUACGAAAACUUCUUUAUAGGGAUCUUGCAAAGAACAGUACUGAUAAGAGUUCAGAAAAAUAUUCAUCUUCAGCGAAAGUCUUGCGCCAGAUGCGAAAAUUAGACUGGGAUGAUACAGAAACUGCUGCUUAUAUUACAAAAUGUCUUACAGCAGUUUGGAAUGUGAAAUAUUAUAACAUUCGCUGUGUGGCUAAUUUACUUGCUGGCUUGGUAGCUUAUCAGGAAAAUGUUGGAUCCCAAGUUGUUGAUGGUGUUUUAGAAGAUAUAAGAUUGGGCAUGGAAGUAAACCAUCCAAAAUACAAUCAACGCCGUGUCAGCAUGGUUCGCUAUCUUGGAGAAUUAUAUAACUAUAGAAUGGUUGAAUCUACUGUGAUAUUUCGUGUUUUGUAUUCAUUCAUCACUUUUGGUGUUAAUUAUGAUGGUACAUACUCUGAGUUGGAUCCUCCUGAACAUCUUUUUCGCAUCCGCUUAGUUUGCAUUCUUUUAGACACUUGCGGCCAGUAUUUCAAUAGUGGUUCCAGCAAAAAGAAAUUAGAUUGUUUUUUAGUGUUCUUCCAGAGGUAUUAUUGGCACAAAAUGUCUUCUGAAAUCUAUACUGAAGAGUUUCCCUUUCCUGUCACAGUGAAGUUUAUGGUAGCUGAUACUAUUGCUCUUUUAAGACCAAAGCUAAAACUUUUUGAGAGUUUAGAAGAAGCUAUUCAAGGUGUUCAAGAUCUUAUCAAAGAAUUAAAGCCAAAGUUAGCUGAAGUAUGUCCAAAUCUCCUAACUGAUGAUGAUGAAGAUGUAGAAAAAUCAAAACCUCAAUCUCCAACAAAAGAUGAUGCUUUAGGACCUAUUGAAGAAGUUGAUGAAGAGAUGGAUGAAGAUGGCCAAAGUGAAACAAGUUAUCAAGAAGGAGAAACUGAAGGAGACACAGAUGGCUUUAGUGGCAGUCAGAGUCAGCCUUUUGAAGAUGAAAAUGAAGUGAACAGUAGGCAUGGUAUGUCGCAGAGUGAUGUUGAUAAUGAUCCAGUCUAUGAUGCUAAUGAAGAUGCACCUGUUGUUAAACCAGUCACCAAACAAGUUCAGUGUGCAGAGGAUGAAGAUUUUAUGACUGCUUUUGAUAAAAUGCUAUCUGAAAGUAUUUUGCAUCGUAAUCAAGAAUCAGUAAAACCACAAGUAGAUAUAGUGAUUCCAAUGACUAUCAAAGGUGCAAAUGCUAAAAAAACAAUGUCUGCAUUGGAACUAAAAGAAGAAGAAAAGCCCACAAUAAAUUUUGUACUUAUGACCAGAAGAGGUAACAAGCAGCAGGUUAGUGUUUAA